Acaulospora colombiana is the source of this 1515-nucleotide messenger RNA. Lineage: Eukaryota; Fungi; Glomeromycota; Glomeromycetes; Diversisporales; Acaulosporaceae. The record is from the annotation of a GenBank genome assembly.
AUGCCAGUCGCGUUUGAAACCUCCGUUACUGAUUCCACAUCAUUUCCAGUUGGCGAGCACAGUGCCAGCCUGACUAAAGAAGUUCACACGGAUUCAUUUUUGGAGGCUCCACCACAGCGUGUUCACGAAUUGCGUCAGACUACUCGGGAAGAACGGGAACCGUUGAAGGUUCAAGAGGAACCCGAACAAAAACAAAAUUCAAAUUCCUUUAUAGAAAGAACACGGGAUCCGUACUCAUUACCGCAAGAAAAGACAUUGAAUUCGGAAGAAGACGUCUCCAAUGCCGCUGUAAACGAAACCAUCGAAGAAUGUGCCACGAUUACCUCCGACACGGAAGUGGAUAAAGAUUUAAGUUUCGAGGAGAGGUUACUUAAUGACAAUGAAGAUUACGAAAUGGUUUUAAGAGCCAUCAAUGUUCUGAAAUUUCAAUUACAACAAGCAAAAGAAGAUAUAUGUAAAUUAAAAUUUAUGAAAGAGAGGGCUCUUGAAGAUCCCAUACAAUUCGUCGAGGAUCUGCGUAACGGGACAAACGAAAAGGUACCCAAGCGUCAAUUUGUGUUUGGCGUUCCAAAAAUUGAUUGGAGCAAAUAUCAUACCAACCCACUGGAGUAUAAUGCGCGACUAGAGAAAGAGGCCCUAGAUGAUUCUAAGACUUUGGAGAAAAGUCGAUCUCGACCAUAUCGGGAGGAAUCACCGGACCUUACCGAGCUUGUUCAUAAAAAAGCACAGGAAUUAGGCUUUAAAGUUCCACUAAAUGCUGUGAAGUCCACGCGUUUCAGAAAAAGAACGGAUCGAAAUGGUGAUAACGACACCAUUUUCACAAAUUCCUCAAAGAAUGUUGAUUUAAGGUCUUCAGGUCCAAGAAGAAAGGCGGUAGGCUUGAGACCGUCGGCAUUGAUGCACGCAGCUUCAAAAGAUUCGACAAGAUUUGCAAGGUUUGAUAUUAGGCUGACAUCAUUUUUUGUAUACGGAUUAUCAGCGUUCUUUCUGUUUAAUUGGAACACGAAUUUAUGUUCUGAAGACUGUCUCAAUAACCCAUCCUUUGAUAGUGAAGUUGCAGUGGAUAAAAGUUCGAAUAUGUCAUCGAAACGCAAUGUGCCGUAUACAGAGCGUCAUCUAGAACGUUUUCUUGGCAAAUAUCCUGGAGGGGAGGCCCAGCCAAAUAAAUAUAAAAAGAUUGUAAAUAGUUUAAAAGUCAGAGCUCCGAAACAGCCUCCACCCACAUUAUAUAUGCCUGAUGAUGACGAUGAAGUUAGCAUCAAGAACGUGAUGAUGUCUGUUGACAAGGUCAAUGAAUCACAGACCUCACAGACUGUGAUGAGAGCCGCCAAAUUGACCUCUGCGAAGAAUGCAUGGCUGAAGGAAAUUUCGAAAAUGGUAUUCAAUUACCAUCACAAAAAAUCUCAUCGAUUUUCGAUCAUCACCAAUCCAAUACCCCCGCAUUUCGAUGCGGAUUAUCUACCAGAGCGAGUCGGGGAGUAUAAUUAUUUAGGCCUUGCCCCUUCCGCCCCAUGA